UAAGAAUCAAACUUGGUUGAAUGGCAGUACAAAGACCACCAAAAUCAGAGAGGGUGAUGCGUAAUCGAUAACAGUGCAUAUGCUCCUUUACGGCACCGCAGGGAUUUCGCGCUGCAAGCAUCUGGUAACGUUGAGCCUUCUCUUUCAGCGUUCGCUGUGCGCUAAGGAAUUCGUCGUCGUCGCCGGGAGAAAAAAAUGAAACGUUCAUGCGCUGCGCUGACGCGGGCGAUUCGUGCUGCAUGAUCCGACAUGGUUGAAACCCUCAACCGCCUGAAAAAAAGAUGCGGGUGGGCAGUCGUAGCAUUGUGACAGUUCGCUGAUCCCCCGCCGCGGUGUUCUCACGAUGCCGCCUCACUGAACUCCAUCGAAUUCGUCGUUUGCUUUUGGUCGUGUUCAGCUCCGAGUUCCCCGCCUCGGGUUCAGUGAUUGCGCGUGCGGGUCGUGAUGGUUUCGGAGAUGUGAGGCAACUAUGUAACCACCUACAAGGCUCAGAAAAGACGCGCAGGUGCGCGGCGCCGUGCACUGAAGCAAAGACUCCUUGCAGCGCGCGCCAUCGAUUCAUUCCAUGCUUUAUCCAGUUUUUUUCCCAGCGUUGACUUCGCAGACACGCACCCAACAAGGCAUGAAGAAGCGUUCGGAGGAAAAUGACAGACCUGAGGUCAAUGGGCCGUUCCUGUGGAUUCAACUUGGAAGGUUUACAAAGGACGAAGUGCUUGCUCCAUUCACGAGAGAUGCUAUAAACGAAUCUUAAUUUUAAGUUCACGUUACUGUAAUAAUAGCGUGGAACCAAUUCUUUCGGGAAAUUAGUACGCUUCAGUGAUGGUUUAUACGAGUCCUUGGAGUAUACCCCAGGUGAUAACUUUUUCGGUUUCAUUAUUUAAAAGUGGUCUUACUAGCAGUGGUAGUAUUUCGUCAAUGACCGCUUCACAGUUUCCAGUGUAACGGACCUACAGUUUAUAUUGGAUGUAAUGUAUUUCAACUGAAGCCGCGGUAACCGUACACAGACGGAGUCGGUCAUUCCCGACUUUACUGAAUGGAUUUAAAAGAACCAUGAGUUUUGAACAUAAAAUACAAGAGAUCCUAAUUUUUACUGACACGUGGCUUAUGAAACAUUUAAAAAUGCAUUCACUGAAACGUAAACAAAGAAAAACAAAGAAAAUGAUUUGAUGGUUAUUUAUUUCUAAACAAACCGCAAUCAAUCGCUUAGAAUAUAUAUAACUGAAUUUGGUGUUGGGAUUAUGCGUUGCGCUUUCAUAACAUUUCUAAAACAGCCAAAAACAGCAUCAAAAAACUUUUAAACAAACACGAAAAUAAUAAAUACAGCGUUUCGCUUUCGUUUUGAGAUUGUAGUUAUAUAAGCGUAAGAGAACGUCAAACAUUUUAUUAAUGGUAGCCUGUCUUUCUAAAAUAACAGUUUUGUGUUUUUAUUAGUUUCCAUUAGAGGUCUGCUUUUUGUUGCAAGUCUGUUUGCACUGAAGUAAGGAGCAUGUCAAGAUCCAAUAGCGUAAGUCCACCCGGCGUCGGUGCUCCUGGACCGAGGGGAGGGACCGAGCAUAGAUCUGCUUGGGGCGAGUCCGAGUCCGUUGCCAACGGAUGCCCAUACUCGGCCAGAUCGUCGAGCAAAAAACUCGCGCGCUCGAACAGCAGAUGGAGGGACGACGAAGAUUUCGACCGACCGCCGGGAAGAGCCACCACAACAACGGUCAGUCGGGUCAGUUUCAGGUCCAAGUCGGCGUGGCAAGACUAUGGGGAGGAGAGCCGAAAUAACAACAGGUCGUCCCCAAAGCACGCGGACGGGGAAGUGCGACCAAAGUCUGUGGAGUUAGGUCUGGAGGACAGACGAGGGAAGUCCAAACCUGACGAGGAGCUCGUGCCAGAAGUUCACUUCUCCAUGGUUGCCUGCUGCAGCAGCGUGAUGCAGAUUUUCAGGUCCAAGAAGUUCCAGUCGGAGAAGUUGGAAAGGUUGUACCAGCGCUACUUUUUUCGGCUCAACCAGAGCAGCCUGACGAUGCUCAUGGCAGUGCUAGUGCUCGUCUGCGCGGUCAUGCUAGGAUUCCACUGCGCGGGAGGGAGCUACAGCAAAUCGUACGUGGGGGUCUUCUCGGUGGCUAUUCUGCUUAUCCUCGUCCUGAUGAUUUUAUGUAACAGGAAUGGGUUCCACCAGGACCAUAUGUGGAUCGUCUGCUAUGUGGUCAUAUUGGUCGUGCUGGUGGUUCAGGUGAUCGGGGUGUUCCUCGUGAAGCCCAGAAGUGCCUCGGAGGGGAUAUGGUGGACCGUGUUUUUCAUCCACAUCGUCUACAUACUGCUGCCCGUGCGCAUGAGAGCCGCCGUCAUCACUGGAGUUAUACUGUCCGCCGUACAUGUGGCAAUCUCGUGGAAGCUGAACGAAUUGGACAUCUAUUUAUGGAAGCAGCUGGUGUCCAACGUGCUGAUCUUCUCCUGCACCAACAUCGUGGGGGUGUGCACCCACUACCCAGCCGAGGGCUCCCAGAGGCAGGCCUUCCAGGAGACGCGCGAGUGCAUCCAGGCCCGCCUGCACUCGCAGAGGGAGAACCAGCAGCAGGAACGCCUCUUGCUCUCUGUGCUUCCCCGCCACGUUGCCAUGGAGAUGAAAGCCGACAUCAAUGCCAAGCAGGAAGACAUGAUGUUUCACAAAAUCUACAUCCAGAAACACGACAACGUGAGAACGGCGUGCUUUUUCCGGGAGGCGAUGUUUGCCGAGCUCUUAAUCCGGCGGGGUGGGGGGCCGGUGGAUUAUUCGGGCGGCGCUGUGAUAGCCCUCCUCCGGAAGGAGCGCUGCUAUUUCGGUGACGGCGCUCGCGGGGACGAGCUCUCUCACUCAUAUCUCUCUCUCUCUCUCUCUCUCAGCUCCACUCUGAUGGUGGGAUUCUAUGUGACCUGUCUGAUUCUGCUGCUCGCGGUGAUGUUCGUCACAGCGGUGUACUCCUGCUUCCGGCUGUUCCCAGUGCCUCUGCAGACGCUUUCUAAAAAGAUCGUCCAGUCCAGGAUCAACAGCACGCUGGUGGGAGUCUUCACCAUCAUCCUGGUCUUUCUGUCCGCCUUCAUCAACAUUUUCACCUGCAGCACCAGCGACAUCCGCACCUGCCUGGCCCUGGAGUUCAACGUCAGCAGCGGCAGCGUCAACGCCUGCCACGUCCAUAACUCCGCCCUCAACUACACCCUCCACACGCUGGAGGGGUUCUGCGGGAGCGGCUCCUUCAACUGCAACUUUCCUGAGUACUUCUCCUCCUGUGUGCUCCUGAGUCUGCUGGCCUGCUCAGUCUUCCUGCAGAUCAGCAGCAUUGGGAAGCUCUUCCUCAUGCUCUUCAUCGAGCUGCUGUACAUCCUCAUCCUCGAGGUGCCCGUCGUCAGCCUCUUUGACAACGUGGACCUGCUGGUGACGGCCAACGCCAUGGAGAAUGGAACAUGCUCCGUAGAGAACUCGAGAGUUCCUCUGAAGAUCGUGACGCCCGUGGUGCUGACGGUCUUCGUCCUGGCCCUCUACCUGCAUGCCCAGCAGGUGGAGUCCACUGCCCGGCUGGACUUCCUGUGGAAGCUGCAGGCCACGGAGGAGAAGGAGGAGAUGGAGGAGCUGCAGGCCUACAACCGGCGCCUGCUGCACAACAUCCUGCCCAAGGACGUGGCGGCGCACUUCCUGGCGCGGGAGCGGCGCAACGACGAGCUGUACUACCAGUCCUGCGAGUGCGUGGCCGUCAUGUUCGCCUCCAUCAGCAACUUCUCCGAGUUCUACGUGGAGCUGGAGGCCAACAACGAGGGCGUGGAGUGCCUGAGGCUGCUCAACGAGAUCAUCGCCGACUUCGACGAGAUCAUCAGCGAGGACCAGUUCCGGCAGCUGGAGAAGAUAAAGACCAUCGGCAGCACGUACAUGGCGGCGUCGGGCCUGAACGACUCCACGUACGACCGGGCGGGGCGCACGCACAUCCGCGCGCUGGCCGACUACGCCAUGCGGCUCAUGGACCAGAUGAAGUACAUCAACGAGCACUCCUUCAACAACUUCAAGAUGAAGAUAGGGCUGAACAUGGGCCCCGUGGUGGCGGGCGUCAUCGGGGCGCGGAAGCCGCAGUACGACAUCUGGGGGAACACGGUGAACGUGGCGAGCCGCAUGGACAGCACCGGCGUCCCGGAGCGCAUACAGGUGACCACGGACCUGUACCAGGUACUGAACUCCUAUAACUACACGCUGGAGUGCCGCGGCGUGGUGAAGGUCAAAGGUAAAGGCGAAAUGAUGACUUACUUCCUGAACGGGGGUCCGCCCAGCAGCUAACACCCGAUUGGACGUCGGCGUUCUGUGGGCGUGGCUCCGAUGGCGGAGCAGGCCAGGGACCUAUCUGGCGCUGGGACCUGGAGGAGGCUGUGUGACUGACACAGGCAUGCUCCGCCCCCGUGACACUUGGGUAACACCCCUCUAACCGCAGUGACCUGCCAAUCGUUGGAUCAGGAAGGAAGGAGGCCCCGCCCCUCUGCUGAGGCGGGACACCGAUGGGGGCGUGGCCAGGUUAUCUGAAGAGACCAAAGAAAUUCUACAGACUUGCUGCACAGACGCACGCGCGCACACACACACGCGCACACACACCACACACGCGCACACACAGACACACGCGCACACACACACACACACAGGCUGGCAAACUGAUAAACCCUCGCACGUUUCCUCGGUUUCUACAGACGAGAGAGGAAAUCGAUGCUCCCCGUCGGUCUCGGGCCGAUCUUCAAACGCAGCGCUAGACGCAGGGAGGCGCUCCGCCAUUUUCCCUCAAACGCUUCCCGCCGCAGGAGGAAGCCUGCAGGAAGGACCGUGAGACGCACAUACACACGCAGAACAGUGUGUGUGUGUAUAUGCAAAUGGUCCGUGUACACACAGUCUCGUCCUCUUUGUACGCUGUCGGGUGGUACAGUAACCGCGAUGUCAAAUCCGCGUGUGUGUGUGUGUGUGUGUGGGUGUGUGUGGGUGCAGGCCUACUCUUAAACAAAAUGGCGCACGGUGUCUCAGACGUCAUCAGCCCGUUGUGAACCACUCUCCUGGGCUCAGCGUUUUACCGUCAGACACAAACACGCUUGUGCUCGGGGUGGAGGAGGAGUAGCCGGUGUGGACCCAGUCGGGGGUCUGAGUCACCGGUUUAAACCGGGCUGUCCCGCACUCUUUCACAGCCCCCCUCCCCCACACGCAAACUGAAGACACUUUCAGAUACAAAAAAAAGUCGAUGUAAAGAAGCUUCUUUUUGUAUUUUUUAUUUUUUUUUGUUUUUUUUGUUAUUUUGUAUUUUGACUCCAAAAACAAAAUCUAGCAGAUAUUUGAGAUUCUAUAUUUUGUACAAUAAUAUAGUAGAGAGAAUUGUAUAAGCACCAGUGUGUAUUUGGAUGUACAUAGGUGACAGAAUUGUAUUGCAAUCAUUGCUGUGUUAUUUUGAGGAGGGGGGGGGUGGUGGUCCAUUUUUUUUGGGGGGGGGGGGGUGUAUGAAGCAGUCUCAGAGUGAGCACAGGACCUCCCCCUGUCAGCUUGAAUGUGCUUUUUAAAGAAAACGUUUAUUUUGGACUGCGGCUCCUUCAGACUGCUGCUGUUGCCGGGGGCGAUGAGAACGACAGCGAAUCGAAAUGCAGACGUGCGGAAUCAGACCCGGCGAGUCGAUCGCGGUGUCGGUUCCGGUUCCGGUUGCUUCUGCGUGUCUUACGGGCGUUCGCUGGGGUUCCCUAGCCAGGCCCUGUUUCGGGGGGGGGGGUUGACUCUUAAUCAAAGCUGUUUUAUUUGCACUGCGCUGUAGGUCCACCCCCAGACCCCCCCACAGGUGGAUCAGAUGGUACGACCCGAUGAAUGUGCAAACUUCUCCAGAAAGAGGCCUUUCUGCGGACCCCCCCCAUACCCCCCCCCCCCCCCCCCAAAGCUCCGGUCCUGUAGCCUUGAAUCAGCCCAUUUUAUGCAUCAGUGUUACAAUCCUGCAAAACAAGGCCCCACGUGCAGUCCACCUGCACGGGGAAGAAAAACAAACGUGAUAUGUCAAUAUGUGGUCAAAUAUGAAAUAGAGAAUAUAAAGAAUAUUUAUUUUUUUGAUGUGCCAAGAUAGGGAACCCAUCUUAAAAAAUCGUAUCGCGUGUUGCCACUGUCGUGUGUGACCUCUGUCCAGCAGCUGUGUGAAGAAUACAAGCCCCAGAAGGCCGUAGGGGUACGCUGGGGUUUUUUUUUUGUUUGUUUUGUAUUCACCUUAAAAUCAGGAACCAGUUUAGACCCAAGAACCCAGGUCAGGGGAGUUUGUUUGGUAACCAGCUGCGUUGUGUGUGAAAGCCAGCAGACGCUGGCUCUGCAGGACCCUGCGGUGGGUUGGUUUGCCUUUUUUUUAACACUAGUCUGUCAUAUGUGCAUAAAAUUACACAUGAGUCGAGCACUUUUUAAAUACCUGAAGGUACAUCUUGACGAAUUUGAAACAUCAUUUGGUUUUAGUUUUUUUAUAAGGGUCAGUUUCAUUGUUGGCAUUUAUUUGACCUUAUUUUUCUCCCUUUUUAACGGAAUCACAUUUAUGUGGCUGUGUUAUCUUUUAAAACAUGUCCAGACAUGUUUUGUUGGCGAUGAUGGUUCAUUGGUUGCUGUCUCACAUUCCAAAAGGAAAUAUUAAUUGCAUAGAUGUGAAGGUACGGGAAUGUGGGCAGGUUCAAAGCAGUUUGACUAUACCAAAAAAACAAAAACAUUUUAGUGGCUUCUCAUUCUGUUAAAAAUGUUGGCCUGCCAUGCUUUCAAAAUCACUCUUUGUCACCUUGCUAUUUCACUUUCUGGAAGGUAUCGGCACCGAAGCUUUUCUUGUUGCCAUAUUGUUUCGUUUUUUUCUUGCUCAUUUUCUCGCUGUGAAUGGAAUGUGUUGCUGAUGUUAUGAAGUGAAUCGUGUUCUUUCUGGUGCACAGCAGUGCAGCGUAGCUUCCUGUCCGACACUAACCACACAAACGUUAAUAACGCUGACACAGCGAAACGGUACAGUGGCAGGGAUGUAAUAAGGCUGGAGU
Anguilla anguilla (European eel) is the source of this 7008-nucleotide messenger RNA. It is a transcript of the gene adcy5, whose product is annotated as adenylate cyclase 5. The transcript has 14 exons. The record is from RefSeq and is a predicted model, not a curated record. Bases 1487 to 4285 code for a protein of 932 amino acids. NCBI's taxonomy places the organism in Eukaryota, Metazoa, Chordata, Actinopteri, Anguilliformes, Anguillidae. Gene Ontology annotation, biological process: cAMP biosynthetic process; adenylate cyclase-activating G protein-coupled receptor signaling pathway; intracellular signal transduction. Gene Ontology annotation, molecular function: adenylate cyclase activity.